Messenger RNA from Echinococcus granulosus, 8301 nucleotides. RefSeq names its product Neurobeachin-like protein 2. Gene Ontology annotation, biological process: intracellular protein localization. Gene Ontology annotation, cellular component: membrane; cytosol. The transcript is spliced from 38 exons. Gene Ontology annotation, molecular function: protein kinase binding. NCBI's taxonomy places the organism in Eukaryota, Metazoa, Platyhelminthes, Cestoda, Cyclophyllidea, Taeniidae. Bases 1 to 8301 code for a protein of 2766 amino acids. The record is from RefSeq and is a predicted model, not a curated record.
AUGACUGCUGCAGUUGCAGCAGGUGAAGAUCUGGAGCGAUCUAAGGUGAUUAUCGAGUGCCUCACCUUCCUGUUACAACGGCUCUUUGUUAUGGACGAAAUCCACCGCGAAAUCGAUCCUGCGGAUGCAGUGACAUCAUUUUGUACGGUUUUUGCAAAUCGCAAAUUUCUCCACCCAAGCGAUAUUUUAUGUAUGGCUGUCCUACUGCAGACUUCUCCCGAAUUUAAGAUGGCAAUAGCUGCUCAGUUUCCCCUACUCCUCCCCGUAUUCCAAAGAACCCUCGCCCAAGAUCAGUUGAAUGACUGUAUUCCAUCUCUUAUGGGUGCGUUGGCACUUGCAACGACCCGCGUAACGAUUGAACUUCGUUUGCCUUCCCCAAAUGCCAACACAGAACUGCUACGUCCUAUUGGAUUCUCAAGCGACAGGGGCGCUGACGGAUCCGCAGUCAUUCCCUGGCUCCACGAGGGCAUCUCAGAUGCCGAUGGUCUUCCAAAGGCAUCGACUUUGCAGACGAUCAUCGAUGGCAACGCCUUCGGUCUCUUCGUGUCGCUAGCGUGUGAGCUAGCAUUUUCAGACGCAUCACAGGACACCAGCGAGGCCUUCGCGUGCUUUGAGAUAUCCCAGGAAGCCCUCUCUCAAGAUAACAGCAGUGGCAGAAAAAGCCUAAAUGAGGCCUCCAAAAGUGGUUUCAUACGUGGCGUCAUUACACCCUACCUUCUCCGAGCAUUCAGGAGUUGGGAUAAGUUCACUAAUGAUGCGUCCUUCUCAAUAACUAAUGAGGUUCCGAACCAUGACUCCAAAAAAACGAUUAGCCAGUUGAUUGAUUACCUUCUGAUCCUUCUCAAAACUGUUGGCCUACAUUCUGCUCCCUUGGAAGAUGUUGCUUCCAUCCUUUCGUUGCUGCGACAGGACUGUGUGAAGAACAAAACAGCCAUAUUACUACGAACUCUAACAAAUGUAAUUCACCCGACGAAAUCUCCAGUCCUGGGUCAACCAAACGGACUGUUCUCCUGGUUUGAAUUCGAAAGUCCCACUGAUAGCCUCCUUAUUGUUCCCUCGGUGGAUGUUGAUGACCAUUCUGCCAUAAAACGCCUCAGCGAAUUCGUUUCCAGGAGUCCUGGACCAGGUAGCGAUCAGAAUCAGGCAGCAGCUAACACGGACAAUGGAUCAAUUUUUCCAGGUGCUUUGGGCUUGACCUUCUUUUUCUGGAUCUACUUCGACGCACCUUCUUCUCGGUCCACCUCCUCGAGACCUCAACGUAGUUGCCUCCUUCGAAUGCUUUCUGUUGCUGGAAACGGUCUCGAAAUCUUCCUCUCUUCCACAGGUGAACUCUUUGUAGCUACAGCACAGUCUGGAGAGUUCUGCUAUGUCUCAGUCUGCAGUCCCUCGUGCAUUCCCUGCAACAAGUGGACAGCUCUCUCCCUUGUUUUUUCAAACAGCAAAGGCUUCUUCGCAAAAUCUACUCUCACCGUCUAUGUGAAUUUUGACCGUGUAUUUGAGGGGGAAUUUCGAUAUCCCCUUAUCAAGGAAGACUUGCUUCUGUUUCACUAUGGAGGCUGUCCGCUAUGGGUAGAGGAGAUUUGCUACUCUAUGCUCACACUGAAGCUACCGCCCAAGGCAUUGGAUGCAAAGUCAACAAAGGUGAGGGGAUCCGUGCUGUUGUCCAGUCUUGGUAUCGGUAAUCGUGGCGUGACGACUAAGAAGGUUCCCGGUCUACAGCAAGUCAGCAUUGGUGGGGAGCGGCCUCUCUGGGGUCCCUUAAACGCCUUCCGUGGACGUCUUGCUUAUGCUGCCGUCUUCAACGAUCCUGCCUCUGAGGCUUUCAUCCAAUGGCUAGUUCAGGGAGGGGAGAAUACCUGCACGCUGGUGACAGAUCUCAUUCUGCGGAACCCCCAACACCCGGUUUUAUUUUAUUAUCACGCAAAAGCUGUUAAUGAUGCGAGUACAUUGUGUCUUGAUUUGGCAUUGAGUGGGAUUGGACAGUCGAGCUUGCUUACUGGAUGUGGUAUCACUUGCGAACCCUAUAAUUUGCCCGCGUACCUUCACGGGGUUGUUCGGCUCUCCUCCAGCACACUUGUUGAUUCCAUCUACCGACUGGGAGGGUUACAAUUUUUAUUGCCGUUGUUCGAUUUGAUUAGCAAACACCAGCGCGAUGUUGAUAGGACAAAGGUGCCGUCCUGUACCUUGGAUGAAUUAUUUGCAUCGAUGACGGAGUUCCGUGAAGCCCUGGGCAGCGCAGAGCAGUCCAGUACCUUGGAGGUGGAGCCACCACCGGUGUCAAAGCAGCCGGCAGCGAUGCAAGUUAUGGAUGCUAUGACGGACGAGACGCCGGAACAGACAGUCCUGUGUGCCACCAUUGAGGUCUUCCAGUUGGCCACAACUCUUCUGACAUCCUCCACACCCUUCGCCUCCUUCAACCUACCUGUGACUGGUCGUUCAACAAGUCGAGUUUCGGUUCUGUUUAAUUUCUUCAAAACUACUUUUAAAGCUGACACACGAGUCCGACUGAACUUUCUUCAUCCAAGUGUCGUUCUCGCUAUGGGACAUCUGCUUAACUCCACUGAUCCACUGCAGCUAGACGCCAACGCGGUGACUAGCUUUCACAGUAUGCUAGACUUGUGCGCGAAUUCGGUGCUCAUUGAUCUGAACAGUCGAGUUGAGGCAUCGGGUGACUUUGCAUCAUCAAGCCAGCAGGCGGAGGAGAAGCGAACAGCGCGAGAGACCUUCCGAGUGCGCUGGACCUUUCUAAUAAAGCAACUCUUUGUCGAUUGGGCCCUUUGGUCCCGGUUCUCGCCUGUUGCUACUCUUCAGCAUGUGCGGCAUCUCCUUAAGAGGGCUAAAACAAUUCGCAGCAUCUACCGCGGUCACUUCCCCAUCUUCAGACUCCUCACCGCGGCCGGUUUCUACUUUGCGCAAGCGUACAACAUCUUGAUGAAGCAUAUUCGACAAGGCCUCUACUCCAUUAUUCGCGUCCUUUACGCCAAAGACGCUUCAAAGAGCGAAUUGCGUUCGCUCUUUGCAUUCCUGGAAUCGUCUGCUCAUCCAGAUGUGAUAGCAGAGGUGAUUGUUCUCAUCUCCCAAAUCCUCAAUAACACACCACCUGGUGACGCCUUCCUCCUCUUCGCGUACGAACGGGAAAUGGUAGAGAAGAUUUACUCCGUUCUUCUCGCUCCCAACGAAAGGAUGCACAGGCCUGCAAAGGUUAAUGCCCUCAAGCUACUUUAUAAGUUGGCAGCAACAGAGAGAGUAGCUGAUAAGUACAAAUCGAAUCUCUUCUUCGGCAACUCUGGUGGAUUCCAAGGUUUCUUCGCUCAAACUGCUUCUAUUCGCGAAUUGACUUUUCACUCGGACACCUGCCAAUUGCUGCACUAUUUGAUUGGACGGACUUUUCGGAAGGACUAUGCCGGUCUUCUGCAGUAUCUUUCACUAUUGCGCAUGGGUCAACUACGCCAGCGCAUUGCAGCGGUCUCACUUCUCUUAGACUUGUUGGAAGAUGAAAAAUCCUUGCCACUCAAGGACAUUCAAAGCUUCCCAGCCUUUUAUGAAUCCCUUAUUGAUCUGCUCAUAAAUUCAAAGCGGAUAGAUACUCGAGCAAGUCUGAGCCCGGCGUCGAAUGAGUUGGAGGACAUUUGUGAGAACACAAAUGGAGAUUCGCUCUUGCUUAGUCCUCAUGGACGAAAACUACAACGUAGAUCUUCUCUGCACGUUUGUGCCCAGCAUCGCACACAAAACGCACCAUCAACAAGCUCCUUUAGUGCGUCUCUAUCCGCGGAGAUGCCGCUGGACUCGAAUGACGAUCUGCCGCCCACCCACAGCAUGGAGACUAGGUUUUCAUCCAGCGGUGUCUCCACCCCGCACGACCAUCCGCUCCUCUACGCGCUUUCACUCGAGGAGAACGACGAGGAGAGGGAGGCCCUGGAGGAGACACUGGGCGAGUUGGUUGUCAAGGCCCUCCAUCGCCUCCUCUGGCCCGGCUCUACUCUUAUCCUAGCCGCCGUGCCUAACAACGACCAAAUCGGUGAUGCCCUCUCGAAAUACUACCAAGUCUUCGUCAGCAUUUCCGACUCCACUGCUGUUUACAAGUUCAUUAAGCCAUACUUUUGGGUCGUACAACGCGUCCUCGAGGAAUUUCUAAAAUCAAUUAAUAACUGUCUACGAACUACAGUCAUAUACCACAUUUCAGGUCCAAAUUCUCAGACAUCGUGCAGUUUUCCUGGUGUGUCACCUUUCAUAAGGAUGAUUGUCGAUGAAACCUGCAAUCGUGGAGUGUCCGACGAGUCUGAGUUCCGAACGGAGCUGCUGGAUCACAUGAGUGAAUUGAUGCUGGAUCGACUACGAGUUUGGGACGUGAGUGCGCGUCCCGAAGAGAGUGUGGCGUUGGCGUUGCACUUUUUCCUCACCUGGGCAUCGCGCGGCGCCUUUACGCACAACGGGGCAGCCGCGCAGUCCUGCGCUCGCCUUCAUGACGCUAUCUGUACCUUCAAUGACAACGCCGCUUUGGAGCGAAUUAUCUUUCUCCUCUUCCGAAUCGAUAGUAUGAUUCAGGCAACAUUCAAUGGACAGUCAGAUUUAAUCAAGGACAACAGUUUAAUAUUAUCCGUAUCUCCGUCUGGCCAAUCCUUCAAAUCCAGUGAUACAGACAUGUUCCACACUGAUUCCGAAGAUAGCAGCGCCUCUACCUCCAAUCCGGAACCUUACUUCUUCUAUGCUCCACUACUUAAGGCUUUGUUGGACAAUUAUCAUGACAAGCUACAGAUCGAGCAACUGGCACCUCAUCUUCCUCAUAAAUCGGCUAAUUUUUUUACCGAGUUUCGGGAGUACUCUAUGCACUAUCCCAACGAAUGGCAUGGGUCAUUCUUGGACAGUUUUCAAAGUGAAAUGGAGACCUAUACACGAAAGCACAUAGUCAACUUAUCCACAGAGCAGAGUUUGAUGCGAGCUCUGGCAAACGAGUCUCUCAUCAAGGCGCGUCGUGAACGCUCCAAGCAAACUGUACUCGCCACCCAACGCCUUGCUGAGUACCAUCCAACUCUCACGCCUCCUGGCCACUCAGCAGAGCGCAGUCCGCCCUCCAAUAUGCUGCGAGUACCAGCACCGACGUCCAAUUUUCGCCGUGGCUCUUUCGCCUCUAGGUCGACAGCGUCCCCGGCCUCCCCCCUUGUACCUCCCGAGGGAACCUCGCAACAACUACAACAGCAGUACAAGCGUUCCCCCAUGUCCAUCGUGGAUCCCUUUGAUUACCAACUAAUGGAGAGGGAGACUCGUGUUCUUGCUAAUAUCCGACGUAAAAGAUGGCUGAAUUUGCGCUUCGAAUUCGUUCGCGCUUCAUCUACUGCUCUAUGGUUUUCACCAUUUCCGCAAGAGAUUCGGUGGCGCCUCUCUGACCUCGAGUCAUCGUUUCGGAUGCGAAGUAUGAUGGAGCCGAAUCCCUGGUUCUCGAAGCACCUGUCGGCAAGUGAGGAGCGUGAUGGUUUUAUCCGGAAGCUCUCCACCCUUGAAGACGGCAAAAGGCUACUUCAAAAAUUGAGUACAGUCAUCAGUGAUGAACAGCUGUGUGUUCUCCUCCAACAGACGGAAGGGAAGAAUGUGACAUCAAAGUAUCCCCUUGUCGAUGAAGAUCCUAGCAGACCUCCAUUGAUGAGGAGUCUCUCCGCUGUGCAGUGUGGGGUACUGUCUGCGUUGGCAUUUGACCAGACAGGCGUUCUUCGACAGAGGAUACGCAAGGGAUCCCUGGUGGGCUAUAAGGACUUGAAGGGUGAUUUCGUUGCUGACGAUGAUUGGAAAAUGAUUAAACAGGGGGACUCCGAUAAGUCCUGUGACAAAUUAGAUUCCAAUUCAAGCACCGAACUAUCGAAGGCCUCCAAUGAUUCUGACCAAGCAAAAUCGGAAAUUGAUGAAUUUUCUGUGAAUAGUUCUGUUACUACGGACGAUUAUGCAAAAACGCAUGAGAAGUUGGUGAAAGGUGGCGUAAAGGAAAAAACAAGUGGAGAGGGUGUGGGGGAUGACGAAGAAGAGGAAGAGGAGUUGGUGCUCCCAGCUUCACUUUUCUUUGAGGAACCCGCUCCACUGAAGGGUGAAGUAAUGCGAGCCCCAUGCCAACUCAUUUCUCUUAUCCGAAUCGUACCAGGGUGGUUUGCCAUAACGCCAACUUCAUUGCACUUCUUACAGAAUCGCGCUGAGCCAGUCUCGUUCGAGAUUGAUGUUGCUGGCGAUGAUCAAUUCCGUAAAAGCGAGUGCACAAAAGAUUUCUCCAUUGUGCUCAGCAUGAAUGAUAUUCGAGAAGUUCAUCUUUGUCGCUACAAUUUACGACGUUCAGCAAUCGAAAUAUUUCUAAUUGACCUUCAAAACUAUCUCUUCAACUUCCCUGCUAACUAUCGGAACAAGAUCUACACUUGCAUCAUGAGUCACAACAUGCCUCAGUUGAUCUACCGCAAGGGUCGUAGUCCGGCGGAGGUGUUCAAGUUCUCGCGACUUAUGGAGAUUCAGAGGGCUAAACAUCCUCUAUUAUUCAGCAUUAAUAGUGAAAUAAUGCUGAACACGCAGAACAGUCUCUUGGAUAAAAAGGAAUUGACUCUGGACAUAACUCUUACUGUCUGGACAAGGCCUAGCUCCAAACGCCAGGCCCCCUUCCCCUUGCACCUCGAUUGGCUCUCCCGCGCCUUACCACGUUGGGCUAAUCGCGAGAUCUCGAAUUUCGAGUAUUUGAUGCGCCUCAAUACAAUUGCUGGUCGAACUUACAACGAUCUGAGUCAAUACCCGGUGCUACCCUGGAUUUUGGCAGACUACACUUCGAAGCAGUUGGACUUUAAUGAACCUGCUACAUUUCGAGAUCUCUCUCGACCCAUUGGCAUUGUCAACCCUAACAAUAUUACCACCGUUCGCGAAAAGUAUGAGUCGUUCGAGGAUCCCAGCGGUGAGAUAUCCAAGUUCCACUACGGUACACACUAUUCCAGUGCAGCAGGAGUCAUGCACUACCUCGUUCGAAUCGAGCCUUUCACCAGCCUUCACAUCCAUCUUCAAGGCCAACGGUUCGAUAUAGCGGAUCGCCAAUUCAACUCAAUACCUACGGCUUGGUCGUUGAUAAUGUCCAGCCCCUAUGACAACCGUGAACUCAUCCCCGAAUUCUUCUACUUCCCCGACUUUUUGCGGAACGACAACGGCUUUGACCUGGGUCGUCCACAACUGAGUGGCGAAAAGGUGAAUGAUGUGGAACUUCCCCCAUGGGCAUCGACACCUGAAGAGUUCAUUCGCAUUCACCGAGGGGCCCUUGAAUCCGACCAUGUUUCUGCCAACCUCCACAAAUGGAUUGAUCUCAUCUUUGGCUAUAAGCAACGAGGCAAAGCAGCCGAGAAUGCUCUCAAUGUUUAUUACUACCUGACCUACGAGGGGGCUGUUGAUUUGGAUGACGUCACCGAUCCAGUUGAACGCGCCUCUAUCGAGGGGAUGAUAAAAAACUUUGGACAAACACCCUGUCAACUUCUUAAGGUCCCACACAUGGCGCGCAUUAGCUACCCAGAAUGGGUAUACAAGAUGCUUGUGCAACGCCAAUUGCCUAUUCUCAAUGCCGCAAUAAUCUACAUGAAGACGAAUAUGGAGUUUAGCUCACGAGGGACCUCGCCGGAGCGUGACGCUGACACCCGAUCCCAGCAGAAGCUCUCCGUGCGUCUGGCCCGUCAGCGCACGCGAUCCACCCUGAUCAGUGAUGAGCAGCCACCGAUUGAAUUGAAUCAGGCUACACCAAAACACCUAGGAUAUGUGCACUCACCGGUGUUCAGCGCCGUAAAACCGCAUCAAGUGGUAGAGCUGCCGGACCUGCGCAUUGCCACUCCAGUGGAGGCCGCGGACGUCCUCAGCCAGAAGCGCGCCUCCUUACACGACGAACUCCUCCUGAAUAACUCGACGCGCUCCCGCUUCGUCUCUGGUCUUAAGUCAAUAAUUCCCUCGCCUUCAGUCGCUGGCACCAUCGGUGCUUCGGUGGGGAACAUUAGCGUCAAUUUGACAUCGACGACUAGUAGCCACCUUACGCACCAAGUAGUGACUGUUGACUCGGCGGGAUGGGUUCGAAAACACCUCCUUACCCCGCUGGUGCAAAAUGAACCUGGCGCCCUCUCGGAGAGCGAACUGCUCCAACAGAUACAAGGCCUUAAGAAAAGUCCUUUCCGAACUGAGGGAGAGGAGACCAUCAUCGUGUCCCAAAGGAAAGGUGUCACCACCGACCCGGAGCCCAUAAGCCCAGCCCACAUUGAUCAGGAGUGUCUGCAACUUUCACCCAUCAGGUACCGCAUUAUUGGCAAAAUUUAG